ACAGAUUGCGUUUUGUUAUUGUUUUGUUUCAAGAACAGUGAUAAGGAACACAAUUUUACUGAUUUGACGUGCUUUUUUGUCUAAUUUUUUAAAUUUUCUGUGCAUUUCGUUAGAGGUAGUGUUCAUCUGCCCAUAUCUCACAAAUUUCUUUCAGUAUCUUAAAUGACAGCCUUUGUUCCAGGCUCAGCUGCUCAGCCAACCUCUGAAGUUGAACUCACUAUCUCAUGCAGGGGCUUGGAGGGCAAAGAUGUUCUGUCAAAAUCGGAUCCUAUGUGUGUAACAUAUAUCCAGCCAUUUGGAGAUACCCAUUGGGUUGAGUAUCACAGAACAGAAACCAUUUUAAAUUCUCAUGAUCCAGAUUUUGCUUCAAAAGUUCUUCUGAGUUAUCGAUUUGAAGAACAACAGCCUCUAAAAUUUGAACUGUAUGAUGUUGACUCUGAAAGCCCACGGCUCGAGGAUCAUGAUUUUCUCGGUUUUGUCACCUGUAAUUUAGGUCAAAUUAUCUCCAACGGCAAGGUAAAACUUCAGCUCUUGCAGAAAGGAUACGAUCGUGUCCAUGCCUCUCAAAAAAGUUACAUUUUAAUCGCAGCAGAAGAGUUAGCAACUUUAAAAGAUGAGGUUUACCUACAGUUCAGUGGCUACAACUUAGAUAAAAAGGAUUGGUUUGGGAAAUCCGACCCCUUCCUUGAAAUUCACAAGUCGUUGGAGUCUGGAGAUUAUUCUCUAGUCCACAAGACUGAGGUCAUCAAGUGUACCCUGAAUCCUAAAUGGCAAAGAUUUUCUCUGCCGGUUCGAACUCUCUGCAAUGGUGACUAUCAUCGAAAUCUGAAAUUUGUCUGUUAUGACUGGAAUGCAAGUGGCUCUCAUAGUUUGAUCGGAGAGUUUUAUGCAACUCUCCAACAACUAAGUGAGGGACCAUCUUCAAAAACUCGUUUUAAAUGCAUCCAUCCGGAGAAAAGGUUAAAAAAAAAUUAUUCUGGUUCCGGCGAAAUUGCUCUCGACUUUUUCCAAGUAAAGAAAAUUCAUUCAUUUAUGGACUAUGUCAGAGGAGGGACUCAGCUGCAUUGCACAAUAGCAAUAGACUUCACAGGUUCGAAUGGUAACCCUGCUCAUCCAUCGUCCUUGCACUAUGUGUGCGAUGGAUUCGCCAACUGUUACGAGCAAGCUAUCAGCUCCGUAGUCUCGAUCAUUCAAGACUAUGACUCAGAUAAAAUGUUCCCUGUCUUGGGAUUUGGUGCAAGGCUCCCACCUCAUGGUGUUGUCUCUCACGAGUUCUUUGUGAAUAUGCACCCGUCAAAUCCUUACUGCGAAGGAGUCAAUGGAGUUCUUCAAGCAUACAAGAAUUGUAUACGGCAGGUUCAACUGUAUGGACCAACUAAUUUCUCCCCCGUGAUCAAUCACGUCGCCAAAUUUGCUCAGCAGCAUUCGGAUGGUUCCAGUUAUUUCAUUUUACUCAUUUUAACUGAUGGUGUCAUUACAGAUAUGCCACAAACGACUGAGGCAAUUGUCAAUGCCUCAGGUUUGCCCAUGUCGAUAAUCAUCGUUGGUGUUGGAAAUGCAGAUUUCUCAGCGAUGGAGACUUUGGACGCUGAUACUGUGGGUCUUAAAGCCAACGGCGUCAAAGCCUUGCGUGAUAUCGUUCAAUUUGUUCCUUUCAAUAAGUUUGUAAACACAGGUGACCCUCGCACAGCAAGGAUACGUCUUGCAAAAGAAGUUCUUGCGGAAGUUCCCGGCCAGUUCAUUAGCUUUAUGAAAGCUAAUAAAAUUGAACCAAAGCCUCCUCUAAGUACAAUCUCAUUUCUUCCUCCUGAUCCUGAGCAACUCAACACCACCCAUUGAGAUUUGUUUAACUCAUAUCAUUCAUCAUUCUACUCCUUUUGCCAUUUGCACUCUUAACUUUAGUGUUCAGUUUGAAUACGGGCCGCUAGCUUAUAAAGUUGCAAAGCUAACUCGUUAAAGCAUGCAUUUUUUGAGCAUUUUGUGUUAAAUUAUAUCCAUGCAAAUAUUUUUACUCUUGUGAGCAUAUCAUAGAUUGAACUAAAAAUUGAUUACCGAUCAUAGAGAAAUAGAAAUAGAGCCAGAGAGACCAACCGCUGCACCUGUCCGUAAAACUUGUUAUGCAUAUAUUUCAAAGCCAAUAAUUGGUGCUACUGAAAUGCAGAGGGAAUACAUAAGAGACAAACCAGACAAGCAGAUUAUGAACUAUCUCAAAAAAAUUGGAAGUUUUUUCAUUUUUAGAAAGAAUAUCUCAAAAAUAAAACAAAUCACCUUUUGAUCAAAGUAAAAUAGCAUUUAAUGCACGGAGCUGGAGCUAACUUUUGCUAGAGCUGAAAGGAGCUAUACUUUAUUCAUCAGAUUGCUUAAAAAUCAUGGUGAUUGAAUUAGCAAAGUACAUAUAUGCGUCACUCUUCACCAACAGGAAAUGUGCGCCUCUUGGAGCUCUCCACUUCUUAAAAAAUCCACCCCUCUGAUAUGCUCUCAAGUUUUGUCAUGGAAAAUUAUUUUACACUUAUCUUCCUAUUUUUCUAUUCCUUCUCAUUUUAUUUAAUAAAUAAACCAUUUUAUCAGGUGUCAAUAGUGAAACUAGAAAAAAAUUUAUCUCCGUUCGCUGAUUGAAAAUUGCUGGCCUUACUAUAAAUUUGAAUGGAAAGCUAAGUAAUAUCAUUCCGUAUGAUUCUUGUAUGUCAAUCAGUGUAUGAAGAAUAUCCCGUUACAAUUUUGAAGCAAUGAAAUUUACUUAUAUUCUUUGAAAGCAAAACAAAUGGGAAAGGAGGUAAUUUGAAAAACGGCGAUCAAAUUUUUUUUUUUUUUUUCUAGUUUCAAGGCUGAUAUGCACUGUAAGUAUGUCCAUGGCCAAAAUAAAAAAAAAUUGUAUCUCGAUUGCAAUGUAGGUUGCCCCCAAUAUUUGAUUUUCUUACAGGGAAACUAACCAACACUUUCAUUGUAAUUUUAUAUUUUUCGUCACUCAAUUUUCUUCUCUCAUUCUAAAGAAAUCACUUGAAAUUGCAACGACAAAGUUUUGGUUAGUUUUUCUAGAAGAUAAUAGAGCAUAAUUGGAGAUUUAAAAAAAUUGCAAUCGAGUAUUGAGUUAUGAAUUUUAUGCUUUUAGUCAUUGAUAUGAUCUUCAUUGCGAUAUUUUGCUGUCUAUUGAAAAGUACCUACCUAAUCAUUUCAAACAAGGGCCCAGAUCAAUCUUUUGUACCUUAUUCCCGUCAUCUAGGACGAUGGACCUUAGCGCUGUCUAAACUUAUGAAUGAGUGAACGUAUGCUUGUGCGAGUGAUUAGGGGGUGAGUGCUCAUUUUCUUACUUUUGAAUGGUAGUAUGAUUUUUUGUCUCUCUUUAUCUUAGCCAUCUUUUUACUUUUCUAACUUUUUAUUCUGCUUUGGAAACAAAGCUGUUCAAGUUUUUCUCAAUCAGGUUCAUGUGUUCAGAUUUCUAAUGUCGACAAGAUAAUGUCAAUCUCAUAGUUAAUGAUUUAGUCUCUUUGAAUGUAAAAUAGAACGCUGUGAAGUCAAUCAAGUCUGCGUGAUAUUGAGUUCAUACACCUUGCUUGGUUAUUUGAGUGAAUUUUCAAGUAUCCCACUGACCAAUCAAAAUACUCCGUAUUAAGAAGAGAUUAAUGUCUUAUAGUCUCUUUGUCUGGCUGAGUGUUCACAAUUUUGUGGCUCCUACAUGAUUGAUCCUGUUUGGGAGACAAUCUGGCUUUUUUGCGCUGACUUAGCUUCUGCAUCAAUGCUGGAAUUAAAAUCUUCUGUACCUGUCAUUUUUAUGUGCUUUUGUUUGUUUGUCUGCACCUCAUGGCUGUCCUGCAAUAUUUUCUCACCGACCACUAACUUUCUUGUGCAAAAUGUUUUCAAAAGAUUGACAUAAAUUUUUUGGCAAACCUUAUUAAUCUACUGUUGGCUAAUCAUCUACUUUCCUGUAAUGAACGUAUCAAUUAACAAGACGUUCAGUGUCUCCCUCCCCAAUUUCUUCAGAGCUUCCCUGUUACUUCUCUGGCAAAAUGUAAUCUGGCUGUGAGAGUUGUGUCAUAAUUGGACUUCUUUUUGCAAUUAGGAACUAUAAAUUCCGGCCCAGUUUAAAAACAACGUAUGUGCCAUUAGUUUCUCUAUUCACAUAAGUGUUUCCUCAGAUGAACCAGAAUUUAUAGUUCCAAAUUGCAACAUGCAGUCCAAUCAGCUGUUUUACUCUAUCCAAGUUUUGAACAAUAACUCAAUCGACAAAUGUCACUUACAGGUGACAGCCACAUUGCCGAUGUGCUUGUAAGAAGAUUCGACUCCAAUUCUAGUCUCAUUCUCAAGAAUUUUAGUUCUCUUGUCACCCCAAAUACGUAGGGCUGUCUUGCAAAUUUUUAUGAAUAUUUUUUACUUGUACAAGAGGUAAAGUAACGACAUUGGUCAAAAUGCAAAAUUCCUACAUUGCCAUAUAAGUAGCAGAGCUAUUGCCUUUGUAAAAAUAACAUGGAAGGUGUCAACUCUUGUAUCUUGGCAGUAUGGUUUUCUCUUAUUUCUUCAUCAUAAGUACGUUUUUUUGAUAAAUGGUGUUAUCAUUUGAGUUAUUGAACACUUAGAUGAUACCUCUAUUAAAUUGAAUUGUUUAAUUUUGGUGUUAAGGCCAAUGGUGUUAUUAUCUUUAGCCAUAUGGAUGUAAUCCAAGAACCGUAUGUAGACUACAUUUUUCAAUCAGGAACUAUAAUUUCUGGUUCAGUUUGGAAACAACGUAUAUACCAUUAGUUUACCAAUGCACACAAAUGUCUUUGCAGAUAAGCCAGAAAUUAUAGUUCCAAAUUUCAAAAUACAGUCCAUUUCACUUUCGUUCGGUGUUGUCCCAGUGACAAAAAACAUUUUAAUUAUCGACUUGAUGUGUUAUAUUAAGGUGAACCAUUAAAAUAUACUAUAAAUAUUAAAGAAGGAUUAAAAGUUGCAGGCAAUUUUGUUAAUAAAUUUAAUUAUCAUAAUUUAGCUUGUGGCGUACAAUAAUUAUACAUGUAACUCUAUAUAUGACCCUUGCAGUCUGUCUCUCAAGACUUUUAUCAUACAUUUUUGUUGAAAUUUGUGCCAAUUUUACUCAUAAGUGAAUUAGUCUGUGAGAAGAGAAGGUUCUAUUAUUUAACAGGUUUUUCAGAGUAAAUUUCCUUGGAAAGAAAUUACAAAAGAACAUUUGGCAUUACUAAAUGCAUUCUGUGGAUUUCACAAUGGUAUACUAGCUCUAUGUUUGGACGUUCAGUUUUGGUUUUUUAGAAAAUUUACUCACUGUGUGCUGCGAUAUUCUAAACAGAGAAUAUAAUGCACAUCUAAUUGCUUCAUCAGCUCUUAUUUUUCCCACUUCUUUUUCAAUAGAUAACCAUACAAUCUGCUACGGUCUCGUUGAUCUGUUUUUUAAGUAAGAAAAUAUUGCUGUUAAGAAUCUACCGUCAAAUAUUCCAUCACAGCUUUUGUAUUGUAUCGCUUGUGGUGCUUAAACUUUACAUGCUUUGUCCAAACAGAAAUGGUAAAGUUGAAAUAGCCUAUUCACAUCACCACUCUUAGUUGAUAGAGCGCUGGUACGAAGGCAUUGUUAAAUUAUUUUUCACCAACUGUGAAACCUGUAAGAAGGAUAAAAUUAUAAUUCAGGGAUGAAUUUAAAAAGAAAAUAGGAGCCUGCAUUGAGUAAUAGAAGUACGUGAUUACUUAAUCUUCCCGCGCUUUCUUUUUAGCCAAAUCAGACACCUAACGGCCGCUUUUUCAUUUCUUGAUGAAGAAUUAAAAAAGUGGCUGUUGGAUGUCAGAUUGGCUGAAAAAUAGCGCGGGAAGAUCAGGUGGUCUCUUCUACUAUUCAAUGUAGGUCUUCACACUCUCUUUGGACCAAUUCUGAGGAGCGAACAAUGGAAAAUCAGGAGACUCCCGAAAUUCCUCUUCGCAUUAGGAGUUGUUCAUAGAAACUUUCAUACUUGCAUAAGGUAUAUCUUCUCUUUCUGGACAAGAUUUCUGCUCCAAUUGAAAAACUAAAAAUUCUCCUCACAAGCCACAUCACAACUAUCCUUGUUAUCGCCAUUCGUGUUAUCUGAGUUAUCAAUAUUCUGUUGAUUGGUUGAAACAAUGAGAUAUUUCAUGUUUGUUAUGUGAUUAUGUCUGUUUAUACUUAAUAUACUCAUUCCUGUCAUUGUUUCUUGUUGUGUCGGACUCAAUUUAUUCUCACUUCUCUUGGUUGAAUAAAUGUAUCCAUGGAUGUCCUAAGA
Molecule: messenger RNA, 6218 nt
Organism: Bemisia tabaci
Lineage: Eukaryota; Metazoa; Arthropoda; Insecta; Hemiptera; Aleyrodidae
Product: copine-8
Biological process (GO): cellular response to calcium ion
Cellular component (GO): plasma membrane
Molecular function (GO): calcium-dependent phospholipid binding
Source: RefSeq, a predicted model, not a curated record